CCCCCCAGCUGAGUGGAGGAGUUGAUGUGUCUCAUUAUAACAGCCAAUGCAGCCGCCAUCCACGCACAAGCAAAGAAGCAUGUCCCAUUUAAAUACACCCACGCAGCUCCAGCGCCCUUAGCCGAUCGGGGCGCGCAGCCCACACGCACCGCGGCUCCGGGCUUGGAGAUCCGCGCAGGUUGGGCUCCCGGACCCGGCGGACCGGCGCACGGAGGCUCGAGAUCGGGCGCUGAGGGGCCGGGGUGGGCGGGGGAGGCUGGGCCCGGGGCCUCUGGCUCGACACCCGCAGGAGGACGCGAGUGAAACAGACCAAGGUGGAAUUUCCAAGGGAGAAGCUUUGGGGUGGCUUUGGUCCAUUUCUCGGGCGAAGAAGUAGACAUGGCGAGCGACUCCCCGGCUCGCAGCCUGGAUGAAAUCGAUCUCUCGGCUCUGAGGGACCCAGCAGGGAUCUUUGAAUUGGUGGAACUUGUUGGAAACGGGACAUAUGGGCAAGUUUAUAAGGGUCGUCAUGUCAAAACCGGCCAGCUUGCAGCCAUUAAGGUUAUGGACGUCACAGGGGAUGAAGAGGAAGAAAUCAAACAAGAAAUUAACAUGUUGAAGAAAUAUUCUCAUCACCGGAAUAUUGCUACGUACUAUGGUGCUUUUAUCAAGAAGAACCCGCCCGGCAUGGAUGACCAGCUUUGGCUGGUGAUGGAGUUUUGCGGAGCUGGCUCUGUCACUGACCUGAUUAAGAACACGAAAGGGAACACGCUGAAAGAAGAGUGGAUCGCAUACAUCUGCAGAGAGAUCUUACGGGGGCUGAGUCACCUGCACCAGCAUAAAGUGAUUCAUCGAGAUAUUAAAGGUCAAAAUGUCUUGCUGACGGAAAAUGCGGAAGUUAAACUAGUGGAUUUUGGGGUGAGUGCCCAGCUUGAUAGAACAGUGGGCAGGAGGAAUACUUUCAUUGGCACUCCCUACUGGAUGGCACCUGAAGUUAUUGCCUGUGAUGAAAACCCAGAUGCCACCUAUGACUUCAAGAGUGACCUGUGGUCUCUGGGAAUUACCGCCAUCGAGAUGGCAGAAGGCGCUCCCCCUCUCUGUGACAUGCACCCCAUGAGAGCCCUCUUCCUCAUCCCCCGGAACCCAGCACCUCGGCUGAAGUCCAAGAAGUGGUCCAAAAAAUUCCAGUCCUUCAUCGAGAGCUGCUUGGUGAAGAAUCACAGCCAGCGGCCGGCCACCGAGCAGCUGAUGAAGCACCCGUUUAUCCGCGAGCAGCCCAACGAGCGCCAGGUCCGCAUCCAGCUCAAGGACCACAUCGACAGGACAAAGAAGAAGCGCGGGGAGAAAGAUGAGACUGAGUACGAGUACAGCGGAAGUGAGGAAGAGGAGGAGGAGAACGACUCGGGAGAGCCCAGCUCCAUCCUGAACCUGCCAGGGGAGUCGACACUGCGGCGGGACUUCCUGAGGCUCCAGCUGGCCAACAAGGAGCGGUCGGAGGCCCUGCGGCGGCAGCAGCUGGAGCAGCAGCAGCGGGAGAACGAGGAGCACAAGCGGCAGCUGCUGGCUGAGCGCCAGAAGCGCAUCGAGGAGCAGAAGGAGCAGCGCCGGCGGCUGGAGGAGCAACAAAGGCGGGAGAAGGAGCUGCGCAAGCAGCAGGAGAGGGAGCAGCGCCGCCACUACGAGGAGCAGAUGCGGCGGGAGGAGGAGCGGAGGCGCGCUGAGCACGAGCAGGAAUACAUCAGGCGACAGUUAGAGGAGGAACAGAGACAGUUAGAGAUCUUGCAGCAGCAGCUACUGCAUGAACAAGCUCUCCUUCUGGAGUAUAAGCGCAAACAGCUGGAAGAGCAGAGACAAGCAGAAAGGCUGCAGAGACAGCUAAAGCAGGAGAGGGACUACUUGGUUUCCCUUCAGCAUCAGCGGCAGGAGCAGAGACCCGUGGAGAAGAAGCCACUGUACCAUUACAAAGAAGGCAUGAGUCCCAGUGAGAAGCCAGCAUGGGCCAAGGAGGUACAGCAACGACCCCUUAGUAAUCCAUCUGUUCUUCCAGCUAAGCAGAAUCACUAUGCUGUUAAACAGCAGCUGACAUGCUUCCUGGCUGGCAGAGAUGUGCCGCCUUCCUCCACUGCUAAGCCAUUGUCUAGCCAUGCCAAGUUGAAACCUUCAGCUAAGCCCGACCCUCAGCUCCUGAGCGUGGCAGGUGUUCAGAAACCUGAAAAACUAGCCUCUGCGAAGGCCAUGCCGGUAGCACCUGCAGGAAUCAGUGAUUCCAGAUCAAGACUCCUGGGUGAGCGUCACUCGCGGAAGCAAGAUGGGCCAGCUCGUCCUAUUAGACCUGUUUUGGACGAACAACUGAAGCCCCAGGAAACGUCAAGGACCACAGUGAGAUCCCCAAAGCGAUCUCGCUCGCAAGGAUGUAGCCCAACUCGAGAGUUAGGAUCUAAGGUCAUUUGUGUGUCCUCCCCCAACAUCUCCAAAGUGACGAGCCCCCAGCUGGCCCUCACUGCAGCUAAGGAGGGCCUCAGAGACUCGCGUGGCCCGCAGGACAGGAGGGGCGUAAGUUCAUGCAUCUCCACAAGUACCUCACCUCUUCUAAGAAGCGCUGCGUCACUAAGUGAUCUCUGCGUGGUGCCUGACCACCCGGCCUUCAGUGGUGCCAGCCCCAGGCGUGAUUUUAGAAAAGGGGCGCCUGCGGAUGCCGCUGGAGAGGACCACGACUCCUUGCAAAGCAUCCCAGCCAUUCUUCUUUCCUCUGGGCUGCUCCCGCGUGCACACACACCCCCAAAAACGGGGGAAAGCCCGAAGCAGUGUCUGCUUCCCUCCUCCAGCCUCUGCCCAGCACGUUCCGAUUGGAACUUGUCCACUUUGAAUUCACUGAUUUCUAGUUGCUAUUUGUCCUCGUCACUCAAUUUCCUGGCCUAUCCUGUCUAUUCAGAAGCAGUGCACAGCUCCCGAGCUUUCCGAAGCCCUGGCAUCCCUGAGGGUAAAUCUUUGCAGAUGUCGUCCAAACAGUUUCCUAGACCACCUCCUCUGCCUCCUGGCCAGGCUCCUAGCGGUAACAGAAACGGAGCCGUUGGGCAUGCAAACGACAUGGCUGUGUCAUCAAGCACUCCUGAUGUGAGGGUCCCCGGCCACCAUAAGUGUGGGCUGCCUCUGGUAGAAGAACGGUCAAGGCUUAACCGGCAGAGUUCACCUGCCAUGCCUCACAAGGUUGCCAACAGAAUAUCUGACCCCAACCUGCCCCCAAGGUCGGAAUCCUUCAGCAUUAGUGGGGUUCAGCCUGCUCGGACACCCCCCAUGCUUAGACCAGUGGAUCCCCAGAUCCCUCAUCUGGUAGCUGUGAAAUCCCAGGGACCUGCUUUGACCGCCUCCCAGUCAGUGCAUGAGCAGCCCACCAAGGGCCUGUCUGGGUUUCAGGAGGCUCUGAGCGUGACCUCUCACCGCGUGGAGAUGCCGCGCCAGAACUCAGAUCCCACCUCUGAAAACCCGCCUCUCCCGACGCGAAUCGAAAAGUUUGACCGAAGUUCUUGGUUACGACAGGAGGAAGACAUUCCACCAAAGGUGCCUCAAAGAACUACUUCUAUAUCCCCAGCGUUAGCCAGAAAGAAUUCUCCUGGGAAUGGUAGUGCUCUGGGACCCAGACUAGGAUCUCAGCCCAUCAGAGCAAGCAACCCGGAUCUCCGGAGAACUGAGCCUGUCCUGGAGAGUCCCCUGCACAGGACCAGCAGUGGUAGCUCCUCCAGCUCCAGCACCCCCAGCUCCCAGCCCAGCUCGCAAGGAGGCUCCCAGCCAGGGUCACAAGCUGGGUCCAGUGAACGUACCAGAGUUCGAGCCAACAGCAAGUCAGAAGGAUCACCUGUGCUCCCCCAUGAGCCUGCCAAGGUGAAACCAGAAGAAUCCAGGGACAUUACCCGGCCUGGUCGACCAGCUAGCUAUAAGAAAGCUAUAGAUGAGGAUCUGACGGCAUUAGCCAAAGAAUUAAGAGAACUUCGGAUUGAAGAAACAAACCGCCCACUGAAGAAGGUGACCGAUUACUCCUCCUCCAGUGAGGAGUCGGAGAGUAGUGAAGAGGAGGAGGAAGAUGGAGAGAGCGAGACCCAUGAUGGGACAGUGGCUGUCAGUGACAUACCCAGACUGAUACCAACAGGCACUCCAGGGAGCAACGAGCAGUACAAUGUGGGAAUGGCUGGGACGCACGGGCUGGAGACCUCUCAUGCGGACACCUUCAGCGGCAGCAUUUCAAGAGAGGGAACCUUGAUGAUCAGAGAGACAUCUGGAGAGAAGAAGCGAUCCGGCCAUAGUGACAGCAAUGGCUUCGCGGGUCACAUCAAUCUCCCAGACCUGGUGCAGCAGAGCCAUUCUCCGGCUGGGACCCCGACUGAGGGCCUGGGGCGUGUGUCUACCCAUUCCCAGGAGAUGGACUCGGGGACUGAAUAUGGCAUGGGGAGCAGCACCAAAGCCUCCUUCACCCCCUUCGUGGACCCCCGAGUAUACCAGACCUCUCCCACCGAUGAAGACGAAGAGGAUGAGGAAUCGUCAGCUGCAGGAAGCCAGAGGUAUCCAGGAACCCUAGGAAAAGUUGUUCCUCAGAGACCUGUGAACUUACCACCUAUUUCCCAAAAACAGUUUCUGGCUCUGUUUACUAGUGAACUUCUUAGGCAAGAACAGGCCAAACUCAAUGAAGCAAGAAAGAUCUCAGUGGUAAAUGUGAACCCAACCAACAUCCGGCCUCAUAGCGACACACCAGAAAUCAGAAAAUACAAGAAGCGAUUCAACUCAGAAAUACUCUGUGCGGCUCUGUGGGGUGUAAACCUUCUGGUGGGGACUGAAAAUGGCCUGAUGCUCUUGGACCGAAGUGGGCAAGGCAAAGUCUACAAUCUGAUCAACCGGAGGCGAUUUCAGCAGAUGGAUGUGCUAGAGGGAUUGAAUGUCCUUGUGACAAUAUCAGGAAAGAAGAAUAAGCUACGAGUUUACUAUCUGUCAUGGUUAAGAAACAGAAUACUACACAAUGACCCAGAAGUAGAAAAGAAACAAGGCUGGAUCACUGUUGGGGACUUGGAAGGCUGCAUACAUUACAAAGUUGUUAAAUAUGAAAGGAUUAAAUUCUUGGUGAUUGCCUUAAAGAAUGCUGUGGAGAUAUAUGCUUGGGCUCCUAAACCAUAUCAUAAGUUCAUGGCAUUUAAGUCUUUUGCAGAUCUCCAGCACAAGCCUCUGCUAGUUGAUCUCACCGUAGAGGAAGGUCAAAGAUUAAAGGUUAUUUUUGGCUCACACACUGGUUUCCAUGUAAUUGAUGUUGAUUCAGGAAACUCUUAUGAUAUCUACAUACCAUCUCAUAUUCAGGGCAAUAUCACUCCUCAUGCUAUUGUCAUCUUGCCUAAAACAGAUGGAAUGGAAAUGCUUGUUUGCUAUGAGGAUGAGGGGGUGUACGUAAACACCUAUGGCCGGAUAACUAAGGAUGUGGUGCUGCAAUGGGGAGAAAUGCCCACGUCUGUGGCCUACAUUCAUUCCAAUCAGAUAAUGGGCUGGGGCGAGAAAGCUAUUGAGAUCCGGUCAGUGGAAACAGGACAUUUGGAUGGAGUAUUUAUGCAUAAGCGAGCUCAAAGGUUAAAGUUUCUAUGUGAAAGAAAUGAUAAGGUAUUUUUUGCAUCCGUGCGAUCUGGAGGAAGUAGCCAAGUGUUUUUCAUGACCCUCAACAGAAAUUCCAUGAUGAACUGGUAACAGAAGAGCACUUGGCACUUAUCUUCAUGGCAUUAUUUCUAAUUUAAAAGAACAUAACUCAUGCGGACUUAUGCCAGUCUAGAGGCAGAAUCAGAAGGCUUGAUUGAACAGACAGCUUUCCCCUCUUCCUCUCCCUCCACCCCUCCCAACAGUCCGUCUUUCAGUGUUGCAGCCUGGUUGAGAAGGAGAGAAAAAGGUGGCAAGAAUUUCCAGGAGAUCCCCAGGAAUGCGGCGUUGUCUACAAAGAUGGACCAUGUGCCCUUCGGAGUUAGGGGUAGAAACAAAUAUUGUGUGCUCUUAUGAUUAAGCUGUGUUAGAUGGGUUUUGAAUUUUUGUGUUUUUCGGUUUUGUUUUUUUACCUUUUCUUUAUCCCCUUACUUUGUUAAGAAUGGGGAAAUGAUGCAUACUGAGAAAAUGAGUCUGUUUUUAAUUGUCUGCCUGCUAGUUUUAAGUAUAUGAUGUUGUAAAAUUUCCAAUUUCCGACGGUGAGAGACAGCACAAUAAAUGUACCUUAUCCCCUUACCCUGAAGGCCAUAACUGCAUAAUGGGGUAACUUAAGAACUCUUGCCUUCACCAAUCCAGAGGUUGCUUUUUAAUAGCAACUGGCUAAUGAAUUUUUGAGAAGAAAAAUACUAGUUUUCCCCUCUUUUGGGAAAUAGAUUUUAAAUGGCUAAACUACUAGCCUUAAUCUAAUAAAAAAAUCAACUGUGACUUUUCUGAGUCUGACAGGCCAUACUUUUACGUGGCCCUUUAUGAAAUAGAGUGUGUUGAAUGGGAUAGUAAUGGCAUUGAGGUGAGUUGGCCCUAGCAAUGGAGGGACUUCUAACACAACGUCACCUCAGCUAAGUGCAACAGAUCAGGGAAAAAAGACGUGGUGGAAGAUGAGGUCAGACAGAAAGAGCGACUAGGAAACAAGCCUGCCUACACACACACCCACCCACCUACCCCACCCCCACACUUUUGUAAAAUGCACAAAGCCUCCUGGCUAAGAAGUCACUUGGUUUGGGCUUCAUUAAGAUGGAGACUGUUCUGAGAAUUGGGAAGGGGGGUGGGUAGGUAAGAUGACAUCCGGGCUCUGGACUUUCCCAGCUCUCUCCUUGGGGUGCCACUUUCUCAAGAUGAAAACUGUGACUGAAAAAGAUGAAUAAGAAAUGUUUCUGAGCUGCCUGUGUUCUCCCUGGGUCGGCGAGAAAAGGGACUAGACUCCUAAGCCUGCUUCUAACACAGCAGGCAGCAUUGCCUCAGAUUUUAGAGAACUUGAAAGCAAGGCUUUAGCCAAAAUUCUGAGACCCUAAAUCACUUUACCUUCCUCCAAAUUACCCGACAUCCGGUAAGCGACAUUUGUGCAGAGAUAUGUAUGUAUUUAGUUCAGGUUGACUCUUGUGUCCUUCUAAACUCUUACUCGGAUGAUUUAAACUUCUACGUGACUGUCUGGGAUUUCUUUUUUCCAAAGCUCCAAGCAUGGCCGCCCGUGGUAUCGAGGUGUUGCAAAACGAUAUCUGUGUUGCGCUUCCUGUUUUAACCUACCUCGUUUUGUUUGUUUUUGUUUCACUGUUCAUCACAGCAGUGUUAUCUCCAGGAGACAUAUAGAGAGCUCAAACGGCAAUCUCAGGUGGUAUUUCAUAUUUCCUUAAAAGGCAGUAGUUGGCCAAAUUGUUCAUAAAAAAAUUGGAAAAAAAAUUUCAACAAUGAAAAUUAAUGUAGCUUGUUUCCAGAGAAAACAAUUACAGUAAGUGGAUCCAAAAAGAUAUGUGAUCCUACUGAUUUUGCCUAAAUCCAUAAGCAGCUGAUGUGCUAUUAAUGAGAACGAAAUACGUAUUAGGAAAAUGGAGCCAUUUCAAUCUGAUGGUUUGGGUGAGGGUUUGGGGGCAGUGAAGGAGAAAUAUUCUGGUUUCUGGAUUAAAUAUUUAUGCUCCUCCUGGAAAGGUGGUUAUCAUUUGCAUUUGUGUUAACCAGGAAUCUUAGAACUGCAAUUGAGGAUUAUUUUCAAGCUACCCCAGAUGUCCUCAUCAUGGUCCCUUUAGCACUCAAAAGCAAUGAAAUCCUCCCGUUCUCAUUUUUACUGCUGUGGUCGUGCUGCUGAACAAUAUGAUCUUCACAAAUUUCAUGUGGCAAAUUUAGCAAUAACUUUCUGGAUUGAACUUAGCAACUACUGUAAUUGGAUGCUGACGUGGACAAAACACGUUGAUUUGAGUUUCAUCCCCAAAUGUGAUUGCCACCAGCUCUUUAUAUUGCUGCUGUGGUAUUUUAAACCAGAAGCUUCUUUAAAUUAUGUUGCAAACUGAUCUUUUAUGUUUUGUUUUGUUUUUAUUUUCUAAGUGAUAAGUUCGAAACACACAGCUUUAAAUGAUUUUUUUAUUGUGGGAUUUGGGUACAGUUAAGAAAUAAAAGGGAAUCAUUGUGUUUAAACAUAAGGUAGUUUGUGAAUGUAUUUUUUAAACUCUAGAUUCAUUGAAACAAAAUCAUAAACAAUAUUAAUGCAGUCUUGUUUACAGUAUGUACAGUGACAUAACAUAGAACAUGAGCUUUUCUGGUGCCAACAAUAAAACACAGACGUUAAACAUCAA
This is a messenger RNA of Oryctolagus cuniculus (rabbit), 8261 nucleotides long. RefSeq names its product TRAF2 and NCK interacting kinase (gene TNIK). Gene Ontology annotation, biological process: protein phosphorylation. The record is from RefSeq and is a predicted model, not a curated record. Gene Ontology annotation, molecular function: ATP binding; protein kinase activity. Lineage: Eukaryota; Metazoa; Chordata; Mammalia; Lagomorpha; Leporidae. Gene Ontology annotation, cellular component: cytosol.